This is a messenger RNA of Amphibalanus amphitrite, 5401 nucleotides long. Its product is annotated as NF-X1-type zinc finger protein NFXL1-like. The transcript has 13 exons. Gene Ontology annotation, biological process: regulation of DNA-templated transcription. Gene Ontology annotation, molecular function: zinc ion binding; RNA polymerase II transcription regulatory region sequence-specific DNA binding; DNA-binding transcription factor activity, RNA polymerase II-specific. NCBI's taxonomy places the organism in Eukaryota, Metazoa, Arthropoda, Thecostraca, Balanomorpha, Balanidae. The coding region runs from base 1625 to 4249 and encodes 874 amino acids. Gene Ontology annotation, cellular component: nucleus. The record is from RefSeq and is a predicted model, not a curated record.
GAUCAAGAAAAGAUAGUUUUUAAGUUUUGAAGAGAUAUUUAUCGGAACUUUCUCAAGAAGAAGUAUAACGAGAACUCUGCACUACAAGUUUUGUGCUGCUGCCCUAUGCCUGUUGGAAUGCUUGAAAUUGUGCUGUAAUUAUAAAUAUUGAGUCAUGUUUAGUUUUUUUUUUAUUUUGUAUUCUCAAGCCUCAAACCAUUGCCUGUGGAAUCUGAAGAUGUUUCAGGUUAUCUCAAAAUUAAGGAUAUGCUCCAGGCAGAUAUGCUUUGGAGAACAGGAAUCCGAAUGCAUGAAUUUAAUGGCAUGAAUCGUACUGAUAUGGAUGCUAUGGAUAAUUGUGCUGGACUGGGAGUGCUGGAGCUCUCCCAAUUUCAUGCAUGCUUUGCUUUGAAGCUGCAACUGACCAGGGUAUAUUGAGGCAACUGACAGCAGAGGUCAAGGUCACUGCUACGGCGGCAGCGGAUUUGCUGCGCCUGGUCGUCCAAGCACCUCCAGUUCGGCACAAUUCUUCACAUACCUAUGGCUUAGGUACAUGUCAAAAUAGCUUCAAAGCUAAUCAUGCAUGCACACUGAAGGCCCAAGCAAGGAUGAGGACUUUACUUGUACAAAGUGUCAAAUAGUCAUGUAAUUCUUUGGACCAGAGUCAAAAUUCAGAGCCCCAGCAACAGCCUGAGCCUGCUGACAUAUAAUAGAGCAAUAUGUAGUCAGUGUAGAAAAUCAAAGCAUGAAAAACCAGUUUUCCAAUUAAAAAUUUCAGUCCAUCAACUUUGGUUUCUUUUUAAGAAGGCAUAGCAAGCUAAAGCCAUGCAGCAUAUUUUUUUCUGAAGUUCAUGCACUUACUUGCCUUUCCAUAGCAAAGAUCUGCCAAUUUUUCAUGGGUCCUCACUCCUCAAUGUACUGUAUAAUUCCUAUGUCUUGGUUUGUUUGUAGAGCAUCAUAUUUUUAUUAUUGUUACUUCAAUUAUUAUCAAUUCAUAAUUUAGUUAUUUUUCAAAAUUAUGUGUGCCCUAGGGCACAUUUAAUUCUCAUACUCAGUAGAUAUGCAGAAAUAGCCAUGGCCAGUUCAAGUGAUUGAGUGAUGUGUCAGGUCCAGUUAUGGAGGCAUCCUAAAACUCUUUUCUCAUUUUUGACAGCUCAGAAUUUCAAGAUUCUUUGGUGAGAAUUAGGGCCUGUGCAAAAAGUUCCAAGUGCACUGUUAACUGUGCAGGUUCUGGACUGAUGAGCCUGCUGACAAUUGAAAUAAAAAAGUACCUAACUAUUAUUGCCUAGAAUGUGCUGACUGCUUAACCAGAAUGUAGAAUAACAGGCAAGGGUUUUUAACUUGUGAUGAGAAGAACAUAGUUCUUUUGAGAGCACUCUGUCUUGGAGUUUAUAAGGAUUUUGUUGAGAGUUGAGGGUGUAACCAGAUGAGCUAUUUUUCUCUUAUAAGGAACAGUUGAGAAUUUCGGGGAAUGAUUUUGAGCGUUUCUGCACAUACAUUUUUUAUAACCAAGCUUUUUGGGAACAUUAGAGGAAGCUGUUGUAGGUUUUACAAAAAGAAAUUAAGGUGAAACAUCUACUGUUUUCUUUCUUUCAAUGCUCACGUUGUUUUUGUUUCAGUUUGACCAGGUACCACUGCUGUGACGAUGCCUGGCCGCGGAGCUGGUCGGGGGCGAUCAGCCCCAGCCUGGGGCGGCGCCGGGCGGGGACGGCCCGCUCCUGCCUGGGGCGGCGCCGGACAGAAGCAGUCGCAGAGGCCCGCCGCCGUCCCCGCCGAGCCUACCCAGAGGCAGACGGAGCGGCGGUUCGCGGAGGCGUGCGCGCAGAUCCGGGCGGCCUCGGAGAAGCACGUCAGCCAGUAUCAGCUGUCCGACUCGGAGGACGAGCAGGAUGACGUGGAUGACGACACCAGGGAGCAGAUCCUGGGUCGGCUGUGUGACCGGUACGCUGCCGAUGACAAAAGUGCGCUGGGAAACACGUCCGAAUAUCUUCAGCGAGCGCUAAAUGCGGAGGCGAACACAUGCCUUAUCUGUAUUGGCUCCGUUAAGCGUACAGACCCGCUAUGGUGCUGCUCCGGCUGCUGGGUGGGCUUCCACCUGCACUGUGUUCAGACGUGGGCGCGCGACAGCAUCAGCCAGCAGCAGCGUCGGCUGGAGAGUGGCGACGCCAAAACGGAGGUCCUCCAGUGGCACUGCCCCAACUGCCGGCGCCCGUACGGCCGGGACCAGGUGCCUAGUCGGUACCGCUGCUACUGCGGUAAGACGCCCGACCCGCCGCCCGACCCGUGGCUGCUACCGCACGCCUGCGACCAGCGCUGCGAGCGACCGCUGCGUCCCGAGUGCGGCCAUCGCUGUCUGUUGCAGUGUCACCCAGGCCCGUGCCCGCCGUGCCCUGUCACGGUGAGCACCCGCUGUCACUGCGGCCGGUCAGGACCCGAUACCCGGCGCUGCGGAAACAAGGUCUGGUCGUGCCGGCAGCCGUGCGGCCGGACACUCGACUGCAACACACAUCCGUGUACGGAGCUGUGCCAUCCGGGCGAGUGUCCGCCCUGUCCAAAGACCAGCCGACAGCCGUGUAAUUGCGGACAUAAGACGGAGCUAAGGCCGUGCGCCUCCCCGCGCUGGCAGUGUGAGAAGGUGUGCGGCCGGCCGCUGUCGUGCGGCCACCACCGGUGUGAGCGUGUCUGCCACUCGGGCGCCUGCGGCCUCUGUGAGCGCGCCGGGCCGCGGCGCUGUCCGUGCGGCCGUACAGAACUGGAGGCGCCCUGUCACCAGGAUGUGCCGCCGUGUGGGGAUACCUGCGACAAGUGGCUGGCGUGUGGCGUACACCGGUGUGCCCAGCGCUGCCACACGGGCGCCUGCGGACGGUGUUUGCAACUGCGAGUGAAACGCUGCCGCUGCGGACGGAAAGAGAAGGAGCUCGUUUGCGACAAGGAGUUCACUUGUGACAUCAAAUGUAAACGACUGAAGGACUGUGGCAAGCACACCUGCAAUAGAAAGUGCUGCACGGGCGACUGUCCGCCCUGCGAACUGAGCUGCGGCCGGACGCUGCCGUGCGGCCAGCACAAGUGCAGCUCGCCGUGCCACCCGGGCCCGUGCUACCCGUGCGGUCAGACGGCCGAGCUGCGCUGUCCGUGUGGCGCCACGCGGCUGACGGUGCCCUGCGGCCGGCAGCGGGGCGCCCGGCCGCCGCGCUGCCGCCAGCCGUGCCCGGCGCCCACCGACUGCCACCACCCGGCGCGGCCCCGCCACCCGUGCCACGCCGGCGACUGCCCGCCGUGUUCACUGACCUGUGGCCAGCCGCUGCCCUGCGGCCGCGGUCACAGCUGCCCGCAGCCCUGCCAUGACCGAGUCCAGCAGCGCUUCGUCAGCCAGAAGAAAGCGGCCACGCCCUGGGAGAAAACGGAGGACCGGGUGGUGACGGUCAGCCUGCCCUGUCCGCCCUGCCAGGCCCCCGUGUCGACACCCUGUCUGGGUGCACACGCCGAGUAUCCGAUGCCGUGCACGGAGGCGCGGCCCCAGUCGUGUGGCCGGCCCUGUGGACGGCUACUGCUCUGCGGAAACCACCGCUGUCAGCAGCCCUGUCAUACGGUGGAGGGUGCUCCGGAUAGUGAGACGGCUGGCACCACUUGUGACGUCUGUGAGGCGGCCUGUAGCCGGGACCGACCACCGGGCUGCCAGCACGCCUGUGAGCGCGGCUGCCACGCCGAGCCGUGCCCGCCGUGCCGGCAGCACCGCCGCCUGCGCUGUCACUGUCAGCUGGGGGUGCUCCAUGUCCGAUGUCACGAGCUGAGCGAGGCAGACGAGCAGCAGAAGGAGCGGCUGCUGUGUUGUGGCAACCCCUGCCCGCGCACGCUGGAAUGCGGUCACCGGUGCGCCGCAGUGUGCCACCCGGGACCGUGCCCUGCCCCCGAGGGCGGCUGCGCCACGCGUCUGAAGCAGCGCUGUCCGUGCGGCCGGCGGGCGCAGACCACGGCCUGUCGGGAGCGGGCGCCGCCGCCCGACUGCGACGACAAGUGUCGGGAGGUCGCCCAGGCCAAGGAGCAGGAGCGGGCGGCGCGCGAGGAGGCGGCCGCCGCCGAGGAGGCCGCCCGCCAGCAGCAGGCCGUCGAGGAGCUGGAGCGAAAACUGACCGGCGGGAGGCGAAAGGAGCGGCGCGGCCGGCGGCAGCAGACGGCAGAGCCCGAGCCUUCCUCGGCCGGCCGCUGGCUGCUGCUGGCCGCGGCUGUAGCCGUCCUGGCCGUCACCGCCGGCCUGCUGCUGUACCAGUGAGACGGUCAGCGCGGCGUAUCCUGUACCACUGAGACGGUCAGUGCGGCGCCCUGUACCAGUGAGCCACUCAGCAGGGAAUCCUGCUGUACUGGUCAGUACGGAGUGCCCUGUAUCGGUCAGCGUGGUUCGUGGGGCUCCCAGUUACCGGUGACUGGUGGUACCUUUAAAGCACUAUUAAUUGUUUGGAUACAGCCCGGGUUGGAUAUGCUGUAUCAGCACCUUCCAUUGUAGCCCAGCUGAUCCAGUGUUGUGACACAAGGGACUGAUUUUAGGCCAAUAGCCCUUAUUUAGUAAGGCGUGGACAUUGCAUUCGAAUCAUGACUACAACAGUGAACAAACUGAGCUGAUAUGGUCCCAUUUAUUGAUGGGCGGACCACUUUAAGGAUUUCAUUAUUUCGAGUUUGUGCCCGAUAGUGGCUCGUAUCGAUGCAAAAUGCAAAUGGUGCACGGGUAGGGGAUUGCCCAUUGGACCUCUGGAGAAUCGUCCUUAGGUGCUGGUGCCGGUCCCUAGGAGCUGCUCACUUACACUACAUGACAGGGUCACUUGGUCAGUGGCUGUCUUUGUUAUAAUUUCAAAGUUUGGUUGCAGAGUUACAUUGUUGUGCAUUUUACGUUAAUAUUUAAGUGUUAGUUUGGGUGUUAGCGGGUUUUGUUGCGUUGUCUUUACUCUGGGUUGUUUUCUACUUUGACUGAGCUUACGGUAUAUUGGCUAGUUCAUCACUGUGUCGUCACGAACUGGCCUGAACGUUCCUUGGCAUACCGGGCGGCGAUUGUGGUCUAGUAGCCCUGCACAGGUGUAACUAUUGGAGCAAUCUGGGAAUGUUUUAUAGGAAGGGUUGGUGAUAGAGGGUGCACAGAACGGGGUUCAGCUAAAGAUAAUGUGAUUUGGUGUACAGCAUCUGAAGUGCUUUGCAUUGGUGAUCGUUUGUUCCGCAUUGGGCAUGAUCCCACGGGCGGACAAGUGUUAAAGGGUUGUUGGGCUGGACCGGUAUCUGACCAGAUUGGGUCAGUUUGGGCUGGGCUGUGAUAGUGGGUUGGUCUCCCGGCAUCACCGAUAGUCCAGCUCUGGGGUUUGUCCCAUCCGAGCUGAAUGCACCACUCUCACUGGCCCCUGCCGGGAGGUGUGUACAAUACACCUGCACACCGCUGUUA